AUGGCAGCUCCUACGGUGCAGCUGAUCGACGGUGACGGCGAUUUUCAGGAGGACUCAGUCAAGGCAUGGGUGAACGACACCGGCGUCGCAGAUAGCCGCGCCAACUACCAGGUGGUGGCCAUCAUGGGCCCGCAGAGCAGCGGCAAGUCGACGCUCAUGAAUCAUGUGGUGCGCUGGUCGCACAUGGUGGCGAUGGCAUGCGGCGACGAGGCGGUUGGGCGGUCCCCCAAAGUGGCGGACAUCACAACGUUAGUCAUGGACCUGGAGGGGUCGGACGGCCGUGAGAGGGGGGAGGACGACACAAAUUUUGAGCGCCAGGCCGCGCUGUUCGCCCUGGCUGUGGCGGACGUGCUGCUCGUCAACAUCUGGUGCCACGACAUCGGUCGCGAGCACGGCAGCGGCAAGCCCCUCAUGAAGACCAUCUUCCAGGUCAACCUGAAGCUGUUUGCGCCAGAGCCAAACCGCCGGAAAACGGUGCUGCUGUUCGUCAUCCGCGACAAGAGCAAGACCCCGCUCACCAAGUUGUCGGAGACGCUGGGCGAGGACGUGGCCAAGAUGUGGGACUCCAUCAGCAAGCCGCCGCAGUACGUUGGCAGCUGCAUAGAGGACUUUUUUGAGAUCCAGUAUGCUGCCCUGCCCCACUUCGAGGAGAAGUACGAUGACUUUGUGGCGGAUAGCAUCGUGCUGCGGCGCAGGUUCUCGCCUCCUGAUGAGGGCGACGAGUCGAGCGACAGCCUGGUGCGCCGCCACGCGGACCAGCUGCCGGCCGGGGCGCUGCCGCUGAGCACGGCCAACAUUUGGUCCGUCAUCCGCAGCCAGAAGGACCUCAACCUUCCCGCGCACAAGAUCAUGGUGGCCAACGUUCGCUGCGAGGACACCAAGAACGACCAGCUGGCGGCCUUUGCCGCCGACCAAGCGUGGCAGGCGCUGGCGCAGGAGGCGGAGAGGGGCCUCGUGAGGGACUUUGGGGCGCUGGCGGCCGGCCUGAAGGACUCUUGUGUCGACGGGUGCGCGCUGACGUGUGCAGAGGUCUGA
Molecule: messenger RNA, 1035 nt
Organism: Monoraphidium neglectum
Lineage: Eukaryota; Viridiplantae; Chlorophyta; Chlorophyceae; Sphaeropleales; Selenastraceae
Exons: 9
Coding region: 1-1035 (344 amino acids)
Biological process (GO): endoplasmic reticulum membrane fusion
Cellular component (GO): endoplasmic reticulum
Molecular function (GO): GTPase activity; GTP binding
Source: RefSeq, a predicted model, not a curated record